GCUGCGCAAGUGCACUUGCGUCUCACCGUUACCAUAGCGACUGGUCCUCCCGAUAGCAGAUCUUCGCUGCCUUGUAAACAUCUGAGCAACUGCAGCUCCGGAGGCCGGGAUCACUGGCGGGUAGGAAACUAUGUGAAAGAAUCUUCUGGUGUCAGAAUUUCUGGGUGUCACUGGAACAUUUGAUCAUCAUUCCUUUGGCAAUUCCAGCCUUCUCUGGAAGGUCAGUAGAAGCAAUUGAUUUAUUCACCUCUACAGGAAUCAGACUCGGCCUAUUUUGGUUUUCAGUGAAUUAUGCCUUUUCGGUUUGGGAUCCAGCCAAGGAGGUUUCCAAUGGAAGGGGGAGACCCUUCAGUUGGGCUGGAGCCUGGGCUGAGCUCCAAUGCUUCCUGUAACGGGAAAGAGAUGUUACCAAGCAGGCAACUCCGAAGAUGCCCUGGAAAUCAUUGCCUGACAAUAACUGAUGUUCCCAUCACUGUCUUUGCAACAAUGCGAAAGCCACCUGCACAAAGCAGCAAGGAAAUGCAUCCUAAAUAGCGUCAUUAAGUCUUUUGUAGAGGUUUGACUAAGUCAAGGGUAAUGGACCAGUAUCAUCUUAUGAUCUGGUAAGCAAAUAAAAGUGGUGGCACCUUU
Balaenoptera acutorostrata (minke whale) is the source of this 630-nucleotide messenger RNA. It is a transcript of the gene FAM229B, whose product is annotated as family with sequence similarity 229 member B. NCBI's taxonomy places the organism in Eukaryota, Metazoa, Chordata, Mammalia, Artiodactyla, Balaenopteridae. The transcript is spliced from 4 exons. The record is from RefSeq and is a predicted model, not a curated record. Bases 292 to 534 code for a protein of 80 amino acids.